UCACACACUUCAGCUAGAGUUGAGCUUACCUUCUCUCACGGGCGAGUCCCUACCAAACGCUGGGCCAUCCCACAGUUCGGGUAAAGCUUCGUUGCCGGUUAGUGGCGGCCCAGCUCAGAGGAGGUAGGGCAAGAGUUCCUCAGAGCAACCCAGGGGUUUGGAGGUCUGAAGAAUGGUGGUGGCAUUCCUGCUGGGGCUCAGCUGGCUGUGCUCUCCCUCGGCAGCCCUGGUUCUAGAUUCCAACAUCAUCAAGAGCUCUGCAGAGGUACAGGCCACGAGGAAGGGUUCGCAGUGCUCGAUAGACAGAGAUUGCACUGUUAGAAAAUUCUGCCUUAAACCCCGAGAUGAAAUGGCAUUCUGUGCUACCUGUCGUGGGCUGAGGAGAAGAUGCCACCGUAAUGCCAUGUGCUGCCCGGGGACGGUCUGUGUCAAUGAUGUAUGUACACUGGCUGAAGAAAUCCCACUUUUGGAGAGGAGGCUGGAUGACCAAGAUGGAUUGAUUUUAAAAGUUACAACUCAGCAUCCAAUACAAGAAAACAAACCUAGGAGAAAGUCAAAUCCCAACAAAUCUCAAGGAAGCAAAGGGCAAGAAGGAGAAAGCUGCCUGCGCACUUUUGACUGUAGCCCUGGCCUGUGCUGUGCUCGCCAUUUCUGGACUAAAAUUUGUAAACCAGUUCUCAUGGAGGGGCAGGUCUGCUCUCGGAGGGGCCACAAAGACGUUCAAGGUCCAGAAAUCUUCCAACGGUGUGAUUGUGGCCCUGGUUUAUCUUGUCGAAAUCAGAACACUGGGACUCCACAUCAAACACGGUUAAGAGUCUGUCAAAAAAUCUAAAAUGACUGUAAUCUGAAAUCAGGAGUCAGGGGGUGACCCCUCACUCUUGAGUCGUGUAAGUACAAAACUCAAAGAACGAUUUUAAACUUUUCCUAGAUACAGUCACUUCCUGCAUGUAGUUGGGAGAUCCUGACCUUGUGACACUCAAUACAAGGCUGAAGGUAGAGUAACUGUCAGAUGUUUUCAGAAUUACUUUAGCGGCUCAGUUGAAUUACUGAAAAAGGCCUCGCUUCCUUGUGUCAACUUCCUUCAUUCUGUAGAAAACUGACAUCCUUCCACAUUAAAGAUUUAUUUUUGACACGACUCCUAAUAUGGGUAAAAAACCCCACCAACCUCAAAAAAUGGAUCUUGUCAGGUGUUUGUACUUUGGCUGAAGAUUCAGAGGAAAAUGAAGGGGAGUGAAGACAAAGUUGUCAAGCCUUUCCAGUGAGCAAAACGACCAGAGUGGGUUACUAUGAAAAUUGCUGAUUGAUGUUUCCCUUCCCAAUGGGUUCAUCUGUCUCCAACGCUGGAACACAAACAACUGCUAUUUCAUUAUGCCCCAGAAAAAUAAAAUAGUUAUAGAGAGUUGGAAUGGACUGCAAGAGACCAUCUAGUUCAGCAAGGAAAAUAAACAUAUCAAUACAAUUUAUCUGUUCUAUUACAUAAAGGUAAGGAUUCUGUGCUUUAUGCUUUUGUCACUCCCCAAGUGUGAAUGUCCUGGCUAGAUCUGACAAUUCAUACUUCAGAUUUUUAUGUAUAUUUGAAAGAAAUUGUGAGAAAAUAUGAAGUUUUAAAGUGUGAGAAUAAAAUUUUCGAUUAUUGUAA
Ornithorhynchus anatinus (platypus) is the source of this 1639-nucleotide messenger RNA. RefSeq names its product dickkopf WNT signaling pathway inhibitor 4 (gene DKK4). Gene Ontology annotation, biological process: negative regulation of canonical Wnt signaling pathway; multicellular organism development. Gene Ontology annotation, molecular function: receptor antagonist activity; co-receptor binding. Bases 173 to 832 code for a protein of 219 amino acids. The record is from RefSeq and is a predicted model, not a curated record. The transcript is spliced from 4 exons. NCBI's taxonomy places the organism in Eukaryota, Metazoa, Chordata, Mammalia, Monotremata, Ornithorhynchidae. Gene Ontology annotation, cellular component: extracellular region.